Messenger RNA from Seminavis robusta, 1716 nucleotides. The record is from the annotation of a GenBank genome assembly. NCBI's taxonomy places the organism in Eukaryota, Bacillariophyta, Bacillariophyceae, Naviculales, Naviculaceae.
AUGUUUUGGAUCAUUGUCCAUGUGCUACCGGUGCUACUGACGCUUCUUCUGUCCAUUGCAGCUGCAACCGCUUUGAUCAAACAACCACCAGCUGAUCCGGGCUGCCUGAUCAGCUUGGUGUUUGCGGAUCGAGAUCGCAAUGAAUGGCUCAACCGUGAUUCCGAGUUUGUUGCCUUUGUCGAACGCAUGACGAAUGCGCAAUAUUAUGGUGACUUUGACAGCUUGCCGCAAGCCUUUCAGAGAUUCUACGACAAGUACGCAAAUCAUGGUGGGGAAAUCAACAUUGCCGGUUCCAUACCGGGACGACCGGCCACGGGGGAUCAACAAGACUUUUUGGAUGCCUUUUGUGCCGAAGCCAUGCUCUUGGCCGAUGGGUUGACCCUCGCGCCAACAGUGGCACCCUCAUCGUACCAGCUGGCACCAACGGAAUGGCGACCAUUGGGUGGUCCACUGGCGAUCGUUGAACAAGAAGACGUUGCUCCGUAUCGUGAAGGUAUCCGGAUUCUUUCCAUGGAUGCCACUGCCACUCGAUUGGCCGUCUCGCAAACGGGAGACCGCAUCGAGAUCUACGAACGAAACGACGUCACCACCAGCAUCAAUGGCAACAAUACUAUACGUACUCUUGAACAACCCGCAGUUUGGAACCUGACCGCCUCCGUGACGGGUCAUCCUGUCGACGAUAGGAUGGAGUUUGUGGACUUUUGCCUUUCCAGCGACGGGACCACUCUGAUUUGUGCCACCGUCCAACAACCGUCUCAAAAUCAAGUCCUUGUGUUUUCACUCUCGAACCAUGGAGAAUGGGAAGAGGUAUUUCGUACACCGCAUCCCUUUUUCAACCGAACAACGACCAACCCCGAUGAGAAGUAUCCGCCACGAGAAGUCGUUGCCUUUGCGACCGGUCUCACUAGUACUGUGGUCGUGAGCAAAGAUGGUAGUCGUCUUGCCUUCCCCGUAAGGAUCAGUCAAUGGAAUGGACAUGAAUGGGACCUAACGGAGGAGAACGGCGUUCGUGUGUACGAAUGGAAUGGCACCGACUAUCACCUUAUGGGGGACACAUUGGUAAUUGGCAAUCCUCGUCCUGUGGUGGCGUCACUGGAAAUGGAUGAUUCGGGGAGUAUCAUUCAUGCUUGUGGCCAACGAUUCGAGUACAAUUCUGAUAUGCAACAAUGGAUCCUCACCGAGAAGAACGUUCCUCCCGACAGCGUCUUGAGCCCGGAUGGAUCGCGAGUCGCCCAAAGGUCCGAGCGACAUCCUUCCGAACCUGGUGGGGUCCUCAUCUACCAGCACAAUAAUAACCAGACUACUGGUAGUCCUGCCACCUGGACUCUGAUUGCCGAAAUCGAGGCACCUUACCCCGAGCAGCAACACUACGACUACGACGACCACGCCCUUGUGUUUGCAUCGUCCAUGGACUGGAGUGUCGAUGGUACAACCCUGAUUAUUGGUGCACCCAACGACGAACGCAGACCUCAUGAUGCUCACAUCGCUUCAGGGUCCGUCUACGUAUUUGAUGCCGUGGCGUGUGACGACAGCAUCAAUGGGGACUGUGCAUUUGUGCAAGCUGGUGACAUUCCUCGUGUGGGAACAAAGAACGGACGCCAUGUCGCCAUUGCGGCGGACGGCAACACCAUACUUCAUACGGCCGAGCUUGAGUCUGGGUGGAGGGUCAUGACGUAUGAACGGGGAGCUACUUCCUCGUCGAAUACAGAACGAUGA